AUGGAGAGUAGUCAGCUUCUUCUGACACGUACUUGCUGCUGCUCCUUCCCACUUCAAUCUUCAUCUUCAUCAAUUCUCCACUUUCCAACCUCUCUUCCCUUCCGAUUCCGACGCAGCCAAACUAACUCUUCCAUCAAUUCUUCCUCAUCACCAGACGCUACCUCUCCUAUUCCAUUGACUAAGGUUGCUGCCACGGAUUUAUCUCUUGCUGUCAAGAAGAAAGCAGCAGAUGUAUCCCCUGAGUUGAAAGGCUCUUCCAUAUUUUUGGUUGGUAUGAAAAGCUCUCUUAAAACCAAUCUAGGAAAACAGCUGGCUGAUGUAUUGCGAUAUUAUUAUUUUGACAGCGAUAAUUUGGUGGAAGAGGCUAUAGGUGGUGCAUCAGCUGCAAAAUCCUUCAAAGAAAGUGAUGAAGCAGGCUUCAAUGACUCCGAGACUGAAGUGCUUAAGCAAUUGUCAUCUAUGGGUCGACUAGUAGUUUGUGCUGGAAAUGGUGCUGUUCAAAAUAAAACUAAUUUGGCACUCCUGAGACAUGGGAUUACAUUGUGGAUAGAUUUUCCUUUAGACAUUGUGGCCAGGGAUGUAACCGAAAAUCAGAGUCAAUUUCCUUCAUUUGAGAUAUCUACUUCAGGAUCUUACCCAGAGGUAAUGGAUGAACUGGGUGCUAUAUACGAUGAGUACAAAAACGGAUACGCUGCAGCUGAUGCAAUUAUUUCACUUGAAAAAGUAGCUUCUCGGUUGGGUUAUGACAACUUAGAUGACAUUACAACAGAGGACAUGACCUUGGAGGUUCUUCGGGAGCUUGAGAAGUUGACCAGAGUAAAGAGGAUGAUGGAAGAAGCUGCAAGGCCAUUUUAA
Lathyrus sativus (Indian pea) is the source of this 855-nucleotide messenger RNA. Lineage: Eukaryota; Viridiplantae; Streptophyta; Magnoliopsida; Fabales; Fabaceae. The record is from the annotation of a GenBank genome assembly.